This is a messenger RNA of Pseudovirgaria hyperparasitica, 2680 nucleotides long. RefSeq lists its product as uncharacterized. Bases 426 to 2384 code for a protein of 652 amino acids. Gene Ontology annotation, biological process: regulation of transcription by RNA polymerase II. The record is from RefSeq and is a predicted model, not a curated record. NCBI's taxonomy places the organism in Eukaryota, Fungi, Ascomycota, Dothideomycetes, Acrospermales, Acrospermaceae. The transcript is spliced from 4 exons. Gene Ontology annotation, molecular function: DNA-binding transcription factor activity, RNA polymerase II-specific; RNA polymerase II cis-regulatory region sequence-specific DNA binding. Gene Ontology annotation, cellular component: nucleus.
CACGAUUCGCGACCUCUCACUUGCGCGUGGUGACAGGUAUUAGCACCACUGGCUGUCAAAAUAAGGCGCGAAAAUCUGUUAUUGCAUCUGACAGCGACCGGUGAGCAGUCCAACAGUCUAACAGUUCAGCAGCUCAGCAGUUUAACGGUCUCUUUCCUGCUCUGCCAUAUACCAUUCAUCCUCGGCCAUCGGGCACAUGCUACAGGUUACACCGUACGAGUGAACAGCCUCUCGAUACUCCAACUCCCAUCCUUUCUACUCAAGUCUCUCUUUUAAUCACUACCUCUGUCGAGCCGCCCUGCAUGACGCCUUCACCAUUCCAUCCACGCAACUGGCCGUAAGCGCCUGUCGACGAAUGAGAACUGCGAUGCUGGCGCAAGUCCGGUGGAGCUUGUAAGGAACGACACCACAAUCUGAGCACCGUGAUGACCACCACCGUCGGAAUCCCCUCGGCCGAUGGCCAGUGGCAUUCUGACCAGGAAGAUAUCGCCGUCUGUCCUCAAUCCUCACUCAAACGUCUCGCCCGUCUUCAUGCGAAACGAGCGAAUAUGCGACAUCUGAAGGGAACUGCGACGGUCCGCCAUUUCGAUGACCUAGAUAACGAUCUGUAUCCUCACCCACCUCAGCAUAUCGACCCGCGAGAGCUCGUGUGCGACCAGUGCAAUACUACCGCCUCAUAUUGUUGUGCAGGCCAGUGUGCUCCUCCGACGAAGAGAAGGGCUACGAGCAUCGAGGUAGACCGGUUGAACAGAUCGCUCAGUCCCAUACCAUCUUGCGACGACGCGUCCCUGUACGACAUGGUUGACGAAUGCUGCUUUCAGAGCUGCGACGACAGACAUUGCCCUGAGGCUGCUACGAUUCCAUGCACUGGAGACGAUCAUUGUCCAUCUAAGACUGCCUGCGCAGAUCCAAAGUGCGAAGGCGCGCCGUGCUUCCAGGAUGAAUGUGGGAGUCCACCAUGUACUGAGCCUGCCUGUCCUGAUAAGACAUGCAAAGAAGGCGAACCGUGUAUGGCUGAUGGCUGCCAAUUCGACCCUUGGGACUGUUGUGACCUACUGCAUCCGAAUGAGGACUUCUUAAAUCCUUCAUUUUAUGACGACCAUUGGGCGCAAUUUCAUCCAAAUCAACCCUUCGAGCCACAGUUUCCCAGCAAUGUGUCAUCCAGUCUCCAGCAAAGUAAUGUCAAUCAGUCGGAUCUUACUUCGAAUCAGCAUUCAGAUAUCAAUUGGUACACGGCGCCUUCCUCAAUGCCGCAGAUGGCGCCAACGAUGUUAGAUGCCGCGGGAAAUUUUAACAGUCUAGAGCCUCACCUCUCCGCUGCUGAAGGACUAGCUUUGUUCCAAAAUUCCAGGUCAAAUUUCACCUUCCAAGCGCCUGAUGCCCCAAUGUUUCCGGGCUCAUCCAGCAGACAAAGCCACUCCGACCAGGCCGGAUUCCAAAGCUAUGACAGCGCAUAUCAAAAUUUGGGAAGCUCUACCAUUUCUCCACGCAACUCAACAGGACCUCCUAAUUCUUCAUAUACACCAUCAACAACAGCCGAAAACUCCAAAAUCAACUCUCCAAAUGUGUCCGAAUGCCAUACGCCGCUAUACGGCUUCUAUCCUGGAAUGAACCCUAAAUCCCUAACUGCGUCUGCAUCUCCUGUCAUGCCAAUCAAAACUGAACCUCGUCAAGACGUCGAAUCCCAGCUCACAUGCAAAUGGUUGCUUCCCGGCACCCACUUCGUCUGCAACCAUCAGAGCGCUUCUCCUUCAGACCUGCAGUCCCAUAUACGCGAUGUACAUGUCAAAACCAUGAAAGGCGCGCUCAAAUGCCAAUGGUAUGGCUGUCGCAAUGACAACGACUUCAAGCAGCGCUCAAAAUUGACCCGGCACGUGCAAACACACGCCGGAUACCGGCCGCAUGUCUGCACGUGGCCUGGAUGUGGCCAAUCCUUCGGCACAAAGCAGACUAUGGACAACCAUUUGAAAACCCACGAGCAGGUCAAGCCGUACAAGUGCCGUUACUGCGACGUGACAGCGACAACACCGACGCAGAUCAAAACACACGAAAACAGCGUGCAUCUGUGCCGGAAGAGGUUCAGGUGUCGAUUCUGUGAAUUUGCCUGUACAGACAGCAGUAACCUCAGCAAGCAUGAGAAAACACACAGGAAACGCACAUUCAAAUGUCUCCAUCCUGGAUGCGCUUUCAAGCCGGACUGUCGAUGGGAAAACGCGAAACGCCAUUUCAUGAAGUCAGGCCACUGUCCCGAGCUCCUCGUCAAGGGCUCCGAGGCCCAGGAACGAUACAAGAAGGAGGCCAUGGCAGCAGCCUCGAUUCCGGAUGAGGAGGUGCUUGGUGGCCAGCUUCGAGAGAGAGUGCAACGCCUGAAGGCCGAGCCAUAAGUCCUAGUUCGGAGGCUAGGCGGGAGAAGGGAGGCGCAACAUACGGGGUUGGGGGGAGGGGAACGUGAGGUGUGAGAUAUGUCCAUGGGAUGAUAACGAGUAACACGGGAACUGAGCAUUGAGCUCCAAUUGCAAUUGCAUUAACAUUGCAUUGCACACCUGGUCUGCUGCGAGCAAACGCAAUAGCUGCGCGACCAGGACGACAUGUAUGUAUGAAUCGCGCGUUAGCGCACAUGCUAUAAUAUCAUGAUUUUACGAUCAUGACGUCAAAAAAAUACAAUAAAAGAUAAUAAACA